CGGGGCGGGGCCGCGGGACCCGGAAGUAAUUAGGGAGCUCGGCGGACAAGUCGGAGUCUGAGUUGUUGACAGCCGUUUCUCUGCCCUCGCUGGUCCUGGCGCUGCCAGCGCCGCCGCCGCCGCCGCCGUCAUGGGGAAGCGACAGCAUCAGAAGGACAAGAUGUAUAUUACCUGUGCUGAAUACACUCACUUCUAUGGUGGCAAGAAACCAGAUAUCCCACAAGCAAAUUUUCGUCGUUUACCUUUUGAUCACUGCAGUCUCUCUCUGCAGCCCUUUGCCUACCCGGUCUGCACCCCUGAAGGCAUCGUCUUUGACUUGCUUAACAUCGUCCCUUGGCUUAAGAAGUAUGGGACCAACCCCAGCAACGGAGAGAAACUGGAUGGGAGGUCCCUGAUCAAGCUGAACUUUGCAAAGAACAAGGAAGGAAAGUACCACUGCCCAGUGCUGUUCACCGUAUUCACCAACAACACCCACAUCGUAGCCAUCAGGACCACCGGCAACGUGUACACCUAUGAGGCAGUGGAGCAGCUAAAUAUCAAGGCCAAGAACUUCCGAGACCUGCUGACAGACGAGCCCUUCUCUCGGCAGGAUAUCAUCACCCUCCAGGACCCCACCAAUUUGGACAAAUUCAAUGUCUCCAACUUCUUUCAUGUUAAGAAUAACAUAAAAAUAACAGAUCCAGAUGAAGAGAAGGCAAAACAGGACCCGUCUUAUUAUUUGAAAAAUACAAAUGCCGAGACCCGAGAGACACUGCAGGAGCUCUACAAGGAGUUCAAAGGAGACGAGGUCCUGGCGGCCACCAUGAGAGUCCCGGAGAAGAAGAAAGUAGACAAGCUGAACGCUGCACACUAUUCCACCGGGAAAGUCAGCGCCUCCUUCACGUCCACCGCCAUGGUUCCAGAGACCACACAUGAAGCAGCUGCCAUUGAUGAGGACGUGCUGCGCUACCAGUUUGUGAAGAAGAAGGGCUACGUGCGGCUUCACACCAACAAGGGCGACCUCAACCUGGAGCUGCACUGCGACAUGACGCCAAAGACCUGUGAGAACUUCAUCAAGCUCUGCAAGAAGCAGUAUUACGAUGGCACCAUCUUCCACAGAUCCAUCAGGAACUUUGUGAUCCAGGGGGGUGAUCCCACCGGCACAGGGACAGGUGGGGAGUCGUACUGGGGAAAGCCCUUCAAAGACGAGUUCCGGCCCAAUCUCUCGCACACGGGCCGGGGCGUCCUCAGCAUGGCCAACUCGGGACCCAACGCCAACAAGUCUCAGUUCUUUAUCACCUUCCGCUCCUGCGCGUACCUCGACAAGAAGCACACCAUCUUCGGGCGGGUUGUCGGGGGCUUUGACACACUGACAGCCAUGGAGAAUGUGGAGAGUGACCCCAAAACUGACCGCCCUAAGGAGGAGAUCCGCAUCGACUCCACCACCGUGUUUGUGGACCCAUAUGAGGAGGCUGACGCUCAGAUUGCCGAGGAGCGGAAGAGGACACAGCUUGAGGAGGCAGCGGCCCCGGAAAGCACAGUGAAAACCCGCCAGCCCAAGCCGGGGAGCCAGGGGCCCCAGACGUACCGCCAGGGGGUGGGCAAGUACAUCAACCCAGCAGCCACGAAACGUGUAGCAGAGGAAGAGCCCUCAACCAGUACAGCUGUGCCUGUGGCCAAGAAGAAGCCCAGCCGAGGCUUUGGGGACUUCAGCUCAUGGUAGCAGCAGGUCUGCCCCUCUGGAUCCCCGGGGGGGACUGGGGGCCGGGGGCCUGUGUCCACAACCCCGUGUUUCCUGCCUCGUCACCUGCCCGUCUGACGACACCUCGCUAAAGCUCUUGCUUGUUGCCUGAGGCCCCCUUCCUGUGGCCCGCAGACCAGCCAGCAGUGUGGGCGAGGAGGGCCCCCGACUCUGGCUUUCCCACCCUCCCCCACCCCGGCUGUCGUCGUCUCAGGGACUGUACUCAGUGUAUCACCUGGGACCUGGUUACACACACAGAAUCGCAAACCCCGGACCUUCCGAUCUGGGGACUCGGGGCAGGCUCUGCGCUCUGCUGACACACCUUGGGGGGCUCUCGCUGCCAGUGGCUUGAGGACCCUGCAUGGGAGCCUUGCCAUUAGUUUCUAAAACCUCUUCUGCUGCCUCUUGCCUGGACUCACUGGGGCCUGGCCACCCACCCAGCAGGGACUCUGGGUGGUCACAGCCAUGUUCCCCGUGGGCCUGCUCUGGCCAGCCCAGGUGCGGGCUGCACCCAGGACUUCCUGCCUCUCUGCCUCAGGACAGGCACAGGAGCGCCCGUGGAGCAGCUCUCCGGUUCCUGCUGCUACUGAUGGAUGCGCCGAAGGCCCUGCCCAGCUGGCGUGACCCCCCUUCCACCCUCAGGGUCCCUCCUUGGCUCAAACACUUGACCCCUUGCCCUAGCACUAGGGCUUCCAGACCAGCCUCACCAGCGUUUCUGGACUUAAAAAAUCCCUUCCCUUUUUAUUUUUCUAUGUCUUAAAAAAAAAACUUAGCACUUGCUUGCCUGCCCUUUCUCACUAACUGUUCAUUCUGGAGCGUGUGCCUGCGUGGCUUCCACGUUCUCGACACUGACACCACUACCUCGGCCUUCCCAAAGCACCUCUACAGGAGCGUGGGGAUAGCUGUCCACCCCUCACCCCCACUCCCAAGACCUAGUCCUCGAGUCAGCAUAGGCCACAACCCCCUCCAGCUUGUCACACUAUCGUUCUGAGGCUCUGUCCCCGGUUCUUCCCCUCGCCCAAACCUCAGAUCCAUCAGUGAGUGUCAGUAGUGGCUCCAGAAUUUACCUGGGCUCUGCUUUUUCCCAUCUUGGAUGCUGAAACCCCAGACCCACGCCUUGUCUCACCUGCCUCUGUUCAAGUCCCUUGCACACACCCACACAGAUGCCAUCUGGGUCACCUUCCCAGAGCUCGUCAGCCUGUUGGCAUUUUGCUUCCCAGCAGUCAGUGGCUCGCCUCCGUGUGAGAACAAGGUCUGUGCCCCCCACGCACCGUGCCCUCUGCAUACCCUGCCUGUGAGUGCAGCCAGGGCCUGGGGCUCUACGGUGACCACUCAGCCCUCUGUGCCCAUGGCCAGGCCUGGCCCUCUUCUUCACAACCUCAUCACGACCCCUCCCGGCUACAUCCAGACAUCUGAUAGCUGGUGAAACGCUUGUGUCCCAGUGUCUGUGCCCAAAAUGCCUCCAAGAUCCGGGUUCACCCAGGAGGAGAGGGCUGCGUGUGGUGACAGCCAAGUGAACACACUUGCAGGCCACCAAGUAGUUGCUGGUGGCUCUGGGUGCGGGCAGAGGCCCUGGAGAGGGGGUGUCCCAGAAGGCUUCCCCUGCAGCCUUUGGGGGAGGGGGAGCCCAGGUGACCAGACCAGAGCCACCACAGGAGCUCGGAGACCCUGACCCAACACUCCCAGCAGGAAGCCGGGGCUGUCGGCCGAGAGCAGAGUGCCCGGGACAGGACGUGCGACUGAGAAGGACAGGUCUGACAUUGGAAGCUUUAUUGUUCAACCUCACACAGACACAGAGGACGGAGGGCUGGACAUGGAGGCUGAAGGAGGCUUGUGCACGUGAGCUUGGCAGUCCUGCUCAAAGGGGCAAACCUUCGGACUGCUGUCCAUCUGUCCGUCCCUCCAGCUGCGCCCAGUGGCCACACUCACCUGGCCCCAGGCAGGCCCGGGCCACCCUGGCUGCAGAUCCACCCAAGGGUCUUUGACAAACAAGGGUUUACAUUUCUGUAGGUUGUUCUGGAAUUUAGUUUUCUAGAUAUUAAAACCACUCAGAUUUUGUAAGUACCUGGUGAGGUCACCAGGUAAAUUAAAGGACUUUUGGAAAAAUUC
Messenger RNA from Canis lupus familiaris (dog), 3829 nucleotides. RefSeq names its product peptidylprolyl isomerase like 2 (gene PPIL2). The coding region runs from base 131 to 1702 and encodes 523 amino acids. The transcript is spliced from 20 exons. Gene Ontology annotation, molecular function: peptidyl-prolyl cis-trans isomerase activity; ubiquitin-ubiquitin ligase activity. Gene Ontology annotation, cellular component: catalytic step 2 spliceosome. The record is from RefSeq and is a predicted model, not a curated record. Gene Ontology annotation, biological process: protein peptidyl-prolyl isomerization; protein folding; protein polyubiquitination. Lineage: Eukaryota; Metazoa; Chordata; Mammalia; Carnivora; Canidae.